UUCCGCAGGAGUGGCUUCUACAGCUUCAUCUUUAGAAGUUUCAAUCUCUUAAAAGGAUUCCUUCCGUCUGUGAGGCUUCUCCGUUUCGUGAUCUAUGAGUGGGUGAAGGGAGAGAAGGAUCGCGAGGAAUGAGGGAGCUAAGUUCAACCACUUUGUGAGAAGACAACAUCUGAUCGGACUCCCUCAACAUGAACGGGAGAUGUUUGGGCCUGCUGGCCCUCGUGCUGGCAGUGGGGCUCGGCAGCGGUCCCGGGGUGCUCGCAGAAGACGCCAGGAAGGACUCCGUUGCCUCUGCCGAUACUUCGAAGAGCAAGGAGAAUAAAGUAAAGAAAAGAAAAGCCGACGUGGGCAACAUCCCACCGCCGCCGCUGUACCAACUGCCGAACAGCGGCCUGGCAGUGCAGCCUCUCCCCCUGGAGUCUGUCUCGCAGCAGUACGCGCCCCCGCAGACCCAGGUCAUUCAGCUACAGCUCUCGCAGCCGAGCACGAGCUACAGCGCCCCCGCGCCGCAGCUCCAAGACACGUACUUCGCCCCCACCGGCCCCCAGGCGAGCAACGCCGGCUCCGGAGGCCUGAUCAGCUUCGGGCCCGCUGAUGCCGUGAGCGGGCCAGGUGCUGGAUACGCGGCGCCAGCUGUGAGCCAGCCCUCUGCUGGUUAUUCCGCGCCAGCUGUGAGCAAGCCCUCUAGUGAUUAUUCCGCGCCAGCUGUGCCCGCACAAUCUUACAGUGCGCCAGGCUUAGGCAGCUCUGGUUCCUUGGGAAGCUCCGGCUCCUUCGGGGGAUCCGGCUCCUUCGGGGGAUCCGGCUCCUUCGGGGGAUCCGGCUCCUUCGGGGGAUCCGGCUCCUUCGGGGGAUCCGGCUCCUUCGGGGGGUCCGGCUCCUUCGGAAGCUUAGGUGGCGGAGGCAGCGGCCUCGGCCAGAGUUACAGCGCGCCAACUGGUCCCAGUCAGUCUUACGAUGUGCCAUCUGUUCCUAGUCAGUCUUACGACACUCCAUCUGUCCCAAGCCAGUCAUAUGACACGCCAUCUGUCCCCAGUCAAUCUUAUGACACGCCAUCUGUCCCCAGUCAAUCUUAUGACACGCCAUCUGUCCCCAGUCAAUCUUAUGACACGCCGUCUGUCCCCAGUCAAUCUUAUGACACGCCGUCUGUCCCCAGUCAAUCUUAUGACACGCCGUCUGUCCCCAGUCAAUCUUAUGACACGCCGUCUGUCCCCAGUCUAUCUUAUGACACGCCGUCUGUCCCCAGUCAAUCUUACGACACACCAUCUAUUCCAAGUCAGUCUUAUGACACCCCAUCUGUCCCAAGUCAGUCUUAUGACACACCAUCUGUCCCCAGCCAGUCUUACGACACGCCAUCUGUCCCAAGCCAGUCUUAUGACACGCCAUCUGUCCCCAGCCAGUCUUACAAUGCCCCGUCUGCCGGAAGAGAUUUUGGAGGUCAUGCAGGUGGAGGCGCCGUCGGAGGAGGAGGUGGAAGUUCCUACAGCGCUCCUGAAGCACCGAGCUCCUCCUACAGCGCGCCCAUUAGUGGAGGAGGUUUAGGUGGAGGAAUAGACCUAGGAGGAGUCCCUAGCACUUCCUACGGCGCUCCAGAGAUCCCAGACACUUCCUACGGUGCCCCUGAAGUCCCUAGUUCCUCAUACGGUGCUCCUGAAGUCCCUAGUUCCUCUUAUGGAGCCCCUGAAGUCCCUAGUUCCUCUUAUGGAGCCCCUGAAGUCCCUAGUUCCUCUUAUGGAGCCCCUGAAGUCCCUAGUUCUUCUUACGGCGCUCCUGAAGUCCCUAGUUCCUCUUAUGGCGCUCCUGAAGUCCCUAGUUCCUCUUAUGGCGCUCCUGAAGUCCCUAGUUCCUCUUAUGGCGCCCCUGAAGUCCCUAGUUCUUCCUACGGCGCUCCUGAAGUCCCUAGCUCCUCUUAUGGCGCCCCUGAGACCCCGAGUUCCUCCUACGGCGCUCCAGCAGGAGGAGGAGGAGGAGGAGGUGGUGGAUUCUCCUCGAACUUCGAAGUAGUCCACCUUGACGGCGACGGAGGGGAUUCUCAUGGUGGAGUCUCUGACCGGCGCACUGCAGCUGUUUUACGAACGCAGAAGGACUGUUGUCUUUGGGAAAAUGUCCGCUUGCUGGGAAAACAAGCCCAUGCGGGGACACGUCGGGGCGCAGGUGAUCUUCGAGAUGCAGCUUCCGUGGGGAGGCAGGAGGCGAGCGAAGAUGCUUUUAAGCCUCGGGCGAUAUGCCAACCCUCGUGGUCGGGGUCCAAAUUACCGACGCCGCAGUUGCAAACUAUCCUUGAGAGAUCAAAUGCAUGUCUCGGUCUCAUUACAGGCGUUCGUACCAGGUCGCCUAAUCACCUCGGCCGGCGUCUGUAUCACUUAAGGAGCGUUCGAACCUCUUGGGGGAUCCUGACGCGGCUGAGAAGGCUUUUAGAACGCAAAGGAAUCACUUUUACCUUCGCUGAUUAUCCCUUUGUCCGGGAAGAGCCCCAGACAGCAAGGAAGAGGAUGAGUCAGUAA
Penaeus chinensis is the source of this 2504-nucleotide messenger RNA. RefSeq names its product leucine-rich repeat extensin-like protein 5. Gene Ontology annotation, biological process: positive regulation of transcription by RNA polymerase II. The transcript is spliced from 9 exons. Gene Ontology annotation, cellular component: RNA polymerase II transcription regulator complex. NCBI's taxonomy places the organism in Eukaryota, Metazoa, Arthropoda, Malacostraca, Decapoda, Penaeidae. Gene Ontology annotation, molecular function: transcription coactivator activity. Bases 189 to 2504 code for a protein of 771 amino acids. The record is from RefSeq and is a predicted model, not a curated record.